Caenorhabditis remanei is the source of this 1098-nucleotide messenger RNA. RefSeq lists its product as uncharacterized. The record is from RefSeq and is a predicted model, not a curated record. NCBI's taxonomy places the organism in Eukaryota, Metazoa, Nematoda, Chromadorea, Rhabditida, Rhabditidae. Bases 1 to 1098 code for a protein of 365 amino acids. The transcript has 2 exons. Gene Ontology annotation, molecular function: protein binding.
AUGUGUGGUGAUCGACUUCUUUUCCGUGCCACGUCACUCCAAUCUAACCCAAGACCAAGACAGGUCCACCUCACUCUCCCCUCAUUCACUGUCAUGUCGGCUGCCUUCUCUCUCCUUUGCCUUCCAAAAAAGGCACUACAUCAUGUGCUUUAUAGCAUUGAUUAUGUUGAUAUAGUCUCAUUCUCUCUGGCAUCCAAAAAAACUAAAGAAGUGGUCAAAUCUCUCAACUUGAAAAUCAAUGAUAUCAAUUUGUUAGUUGAUAAUAUCAUCAGAAUUCAAAUCGACGAUUUCAGAAAUUCUACGUCACCCAUGAUUUGGAAUUUCUAUCCGGAAAAGGAAGAUAAUAACAUCGAACCGAUUACAGUUUAUAUGCCAAUUCGUGUAAUAGGGAUGCGUGACACUAACCAUGUACAGAACCGGGUGAAAUACCGAAAUCCAGGUCUCAGCAUCCGAGAGUGGUUAGCUCAUUUCCAAUAUAUAUUCUCUUUUCCUGAAGAGAACGCACUUUUGUUUGCUAGAGAGGUUGAUAUGAGCUCCCUGAUAGAAACAGUCAGAGGAUUUGAGAUAGAAUCCCUUAGAUUCAUGGAUCCCUGUAGUUUGGAAUGCGCACAGAUGGUGUUGAGACAAUUCCCAUUCAUCAAACGUUUCUUUGCAUGCAGUCGAAGUUUUGAGGACCCCAGCAUGUAUAGAAACAUUUUAAUUCAGAACUUGGAUGUGUUGUUUCUCGGAUACGAUAUUCCUUUUUUGAGAAUGGAAUUGGAUGACUUGUUAAUGAUAAAUAGUAAGGUAAUAUACAUUCGAUCAACAGCUAUCACUGAUAAAGGGAUCAAUCGAUUUCUGAAACAUUGGAUGAAAGGAUCGAACCCGAGAAUGGAAUUGGUGACCUUUUUAUUUUUUGAUGAUCUGGUUCUAGAUAAGGAUGUUAUAUUAAAAGGAACGAAUUAUCACGAGGUACUAUUGGAUGAAGCCAGACAUUCCAAACAAUUGACUUAUGGGCCCAUAGUGGUCAAAGACGGAUAUGAUAUCCGUCGAAGCGACGGAACUGUUGGGACAGUCUUAAUUCGACCACAAUUUGUUCGAUUUUACGUAUGGUGCUGA